GGACCGAAACGGUCUCCUUUAUAUCCUCCAUCUCCGCCUGACCACGCCCCGCACGUCUUCCCCCACGUCUCCGCCCCGUCCCGUCCAACCACGUACCAUCUUGAGUCCUCCUCAUUCACCCAGGCGCUAGGUCUUGUCCCAGUCUGCGAUGGCCAUGAUGGGCAUCGUCAAGGCCGACAUAGCGCCGGAGACGGCGUACGAGACGGAGCCCAUGUCUCCGGCUGCGACCAGCUCCGCCGCGGGCGCGCGGCACCGCAGGGGUUUGCUCCGGAGGAUGAUGACGCGGGGGCACUACUCGCCCGUCGGCGCCGAGCACGGAAGGGCGCCCGCGGCCGCACCGAUCGCUGCCCAUGGUUCGGAGGUCGCGGAGAAGCCGCGGCGAGGCUGGCUGCGGCGGCUGAUACCGCAGGACGGGGUGCUGCAGCGGCGGCGCUGGAAGAACCUCGGCGGCGCCAGCGCGUCGAGGCUGGCCGGACUGUCGCGAUCGCUGCGGUGGAAGCGGCUGUCCGUGAACCUGAGGGGCAGCUGGGCGUCGGCGCUGCUUGACACCGUCGCGUUCCGCGUCAUGUACGUGGUGGAGGCCAUCGUGCUCGGCCUGGCGCUUUCCUGCUUCUUCUGCUGCUGCGGCUGCCAGAUAUAGCUGGCCAUGGCCUAUUGGCCUGCAUGCCCCUUGCUGUGAUUCAUGCAAGCUCCUUCCUGUCUGCUGCUUGCCAUUGGGCGUGUAAUCUUGUACCCCCGGUCCUUUGAUUUUCUUCUGUCCUUUAUUUUAUCUCUUAAAUUAAGAUGCUUAGUUCUGUUGUUGAUCAUCGAUGGUCGAUCGAGUUGGACUCAGUUGCAUGUUGGUAUGCAACAGAAGUUACUCCUUC
This is a messenger RNA of Hordeum vulgare subsp. vulgare (domesticated barley), 866 nucleotides long. RefSeq lists its product as uncharacterized. The coding region runs from base 149 to 640 and encodes 163 amino acids. The record is from RefSeq and is a predicted model, not a curated record. Lineage: Eukaryota; Viridiplantae; Streptophyta; Magnoliopsida; Poales; Poaceae. The transcript has a single exon.